Molecule: messenger RNA, 2076 nt
Organism: Malassezia pachydermatis
Lineage: Eukaryota; Fungi; Basidiomycota; Malasseziomycetes; Malasseziales; Malasseziaceae
Product: tbc1 domain family member 10a-like protein
Exons: 1
Coding region: 1-2076 (691 amino acids)
Source: RefSeq, a predicted model, not a curated record
AUGAAUCGGGCCCCGUCCGGCCAGCCUGAUAUGCUGGCUUUUCGCCAGGGAGAACAGGUCACAGUGUUGUACCAAGUCGCGCACCCUGGUCAUGCAGACUACCCUGGGGGUCUAUAUCUGGGAUGUUGUGCGUACUCGAUUGGAUUGUUCCAUGGAAGUGACAUGCGUGUCAUGCCUCCGCUCUAUUCUGUGGGACUCGUAGACGCACAGAUUCCGUUGAAAGAACGUGCGAAGGCCCCUACUACACCUGUACAAAGCAUCCAUCUUCCGCCAGGGUAUGUACUCACACGAACCAAGCCAUUUGAGGAGGCUCCUUCCGAGGCGCCAGCGCCGUCCACCUCUUCACAGACCUUGCCGCAGACUGUGCGCACCCCGCCUGUGAUGAGUAUGGAUCCUGAGGAGGACGAGAAAAUGUGGGGGGACAGUCGCGAUGGAGAGGACCCUACGUAUGCCAUCUAUGAUGCCUACUUUCAGCCCGUGGGAUACAAUGACAUGCCAUCGAACAAAGGAGAUCGGCCUGCAACCAAUCACAGUCAUGAAGCCCUGUUGCAAGCGUUGGAUGGCCUCGACACGGCUGAUGUGUCAGGGGUGGCCGACGACUCAAUGGUGCACCCACGUCCGAUUGACGAAGCUAUGAACCAGAUGACUGGCGAUGGAACGAAUCGGCUUUUGCGCGACUCGAUCUCGAUUCCCGAAACGCAGAUGUCGAGUACGACGCGAUCGACGUCCAAUGCGAGUGGGUACCAUGGUAAGUAUGUUCAGACGCCCGAGUUUGAUCGGAUGUACCACCGGCAGUCAACGCCGCAUCGAACGGGAGGCCGGCCCAUAAGCUCGGACAUGGGUCAUGUAAGCUCGCCCUUGCGCAGGCUGCAUACGCCAGAGAAGGCAAGUACACCGAUACGUUCGCUACCUAUGAUGGCCUCCUCCUCGUCCCUGCCGACGCCGCGGUCUGGAACGCCUCAGGAUGGGACGCUUCCCACGCCGGCGCCAAGCGUGCAUGGUUCACCUAUUGGGAAGCCGACGUUGGACACGUCGGAGAACGCUUUGUCAGAGCGAGCGCAGCUUUUCCAGCAAUGGACAACGCUCCUGACAGAUCGAUCCAAAGCCAGUCGGACGCACAAGAAAGCGUUGCAGCUGGUCCAUGUGGGUGUGCCGCAUGCGCUGCGUGGGCGUAUAUGGAUGUUGAUGGCCGGCAAGAGGAUGCAUCCCAAAGAAGGCGUAUUUCAAAAAAUGUGCCAAGCGUGUGAGGAGUCGCUGCAGGAUCCGACCAAGUACCCCUUCUCGAUGCUGAUUGAGCAGGACCUGGACCAGUGCUUCCCCAAGACGCAACCGUUUGAGGGCUUGAACGGCUCAACACGUGAUGAUAUCCGGCUGAUUUUGUACGCCUAUGCUUAUUACCACCCUGACAUCGGGUACACAGAGGGCAUGUGCCUGGUGGUAGGUAUUUUGCUGACACACUUGGAGCGUGAAAAUGCGUUUUGGCUCCUGGAUACCUUUGUGCGCGAGUAUGGGAUGGAUCGCGUGUACGCAGGCCACAUGCAGCGACUGCAUAUCGACAACUUUGUGGUCGACGAAAUCCUGCGCUUGGUCCGCCCGGCCCUCCACCAUCGCCUGAAAGACUUGCACAUCGAGCCUAUUCUGUUUAUGCCAGGCUGGAUCUUGCCGCUGUUUGUUCGGACGCUGCCAUGGACCACUCUCCUCCGCGUAUGGGAUAUGUUCUUAUGCUACGGACAUCCCUUCUUGAUCCGUGUCGUUGUAGCGAUCGUGUGCCUCAGUGAGGAGUCGCUUAUGCAGCUCACUGACCCGAACGAUCGGUCUGCGGCAUUGCGGCAGCUUGUGUUUGUCAACCCUGCGCCGCUAAAUGAGCAGCAGCUUCUACGCCAGGCCUUGGAACUGCCGAUCACAGACAAGGAGAUUCUCAAGAUGGAAAUCUCAGCUGAAGGCUUAGUGAACCCCGCCGCGCGACCCUCGACGGCGCUGGAUCGCAACGAGAACGUGUUGCGGGGACAAUUGCAAGGGAAACCUGUAACGAAAAAGACACUUCGUUUGCUUACAGGUCGCAAGAAACGCAAAUAA